AUGAAUGGAUGGUCCAGUUACCUGUUGGGAUGGACGACCUUCCUCCUCUAUUCCUAUGAGACACAAGGAAGUAAGACAGACGAAUGUGUCUUUCCCUUCACCUACAAGGGGUCUGUUUACUUCACUUGCACCAAAGUGGGGGGCUUGUCCCCGUGGUGUGCAACCAGAGCGGUGUACGACGGCAGGUGGAAGCACUGCAUGAUCGAAGAUUACCCGCGGUGCGUCUUCCCCUUCAUCUACCGGGGAAAGUCCUAUGACAGCUGCAUCACAGAGGGCAGCCUGUUUGGAAGCCUGUGGUGCUCAGUUACCUCCAGCUUUGACGAGAAGCAGCAGUGGAAGUUCUGUGAAUUGAACGAGUACGGGGGCAAUUCUCUCAGCAAGCCCUGCAUCUUCCCCUCCAGCUACAGAAACAGUGUGGUCUCUGAAUGCAUCGAGGAUGACAGCAACAAGCUCUGGUGCCCAACCACGGAGGACAUGGAUAAGGAUGGAAAGUGGAGUCUCUGUGCGGACACCAGAAUUUCCUCACUGGCUCCUGGCUUUCCCUGCCACUUCCCCUUCAAUUAUAAAAACAAGAAUUAUUAUAACUGCACUAACAAAGGAUCCAAGGAGAACCUUACGUGGUGUGCGACUUCUUACAACUUUGACCAGGACCACACCUGGGUGUACUGCUGAUGCCACGGGAGAGGAGAAACAUCUUCAGAGUAAGACUGCUGUAUGGAGGCCGGAACAUGCUUCGUUUUUCUCAUCUCAUCUUUCAAGCUUAAACAAUCACCUUUAGAAACACCCUCUCCCUCACCUCUUUUAAU
Molecule: messenger RNA, 806 nt
Organism: Microcebus murinus (gray mouse lemur)
Lineage: Eukaryota; Metazoa; Chordata; Mammalia; Primates; Cheirogaleidae
Gene: ELSPBP1
Product: epididymal sperm binding protein 1
Biological process (GO): sperm capacitation
Cellular component (GO): cell surface
Molecular function (GO): heparin binding
Source: RefSeq, a predicted model, not a curated record